CGAGUUUCUGACUCAUUUUUUAGGAGUUGGCUGUUCUGUCGCUUUUCACUGCAAACGUAAAUAUCUUUAAACGUUAUAGAGUAAUGUAGCAUUAGGCUAGCUUUCUGCGCUAAACGGACCUACAAUGCGUGUGUACAGACUGUGGCAACACUCUGUUAGUGUAAGACAUGUGUCUUUAAUUAAUGGACAGUUAUCUUGUGCGUUUUCGUCAUUCCACUGUUUGCGUGCGCGCAAAAAGAGCAGCCAGUACAGCAGUGUUGAUACUGAGCAUUAUUCAUCGCUGGUCAAAACGGUUGUAUCUACGAGAACAAGCUCCCAGACUCCCGAAAGUAUUGAACAUGAAGAUCAGUGUCUGUACGGAUCCAUAGUAAAAUCAAAAGCAGCCCAGCUAACUAAAGUGCUUAAAAACCCGUGUCCACUUUUAAACGAAGCAAAAAUUAGUCAGGAAUCAGAUCACCUAAAGGAAAGUAUUACUCGAAUAAACUUGCAAAGAGGUUCAAGUCAGGUCAGCAUACCAAGUGUAACAAAAAUACUGCAAAAGACAAUGUCCGAGCAGCAACUGUUUUACUUGGAAAGAUGGAAGAGAAGAAAGAUUGCUGAGCUUGGAGAGGAGGGUUUCAAACAAUACACCAUGAAUCUUUUCAGACAAGGGAGACUAUUCCAUGCAGCUAUUGAUGUCAUUUUAACUGGAGAAAACCUAACGAAAGAAGAAGACAAAUUCACAGAAAAUUUGUCUGGGUAUUUACAGAGUAUCGGACAUGUGUUGGAUGUCAUCAGAGAAGUAAAAGCCAUUGAAAGUGUUGUGCAGCACCAAGCACUGCAGUACCGGGGUAUUGUGGAUUGUGUCGCCACAUACAAGGAUUCACUGUGUGUCAUAGACUGGAAGACAUCUGAGAGACCCAAACCAUUACUUAAUAACACGUAUGACAAUCCCCUGCAGGUGGUUGCGUACAUAGGGGCUUUAAACAGUGACAGUAACUACAACUUUCAGGUAAAAAACGGGCUGAUUGUUGUUGCUUACGAUGAUGGCUCACCAGCUCACUGUCACUUCCUGAAUGCAGACCUGGUGGCGCAGUACUGGGAGAAAUGGCUUUUUCGAUUGGAGAAGUAUAUGGAGAAUGUUGUGCACCCUAGUUCUUCCUAAGAGACAAAAAUGCACCAAAAAUGUGCCUUCAUAUAAAUACUAAACCUUCAGGUUCAGUUCUUCUCCAUUUUUUUUCCUUUAAGGGCAUUAUUUAAUGUUUAGUUUGUAUUAAUCACAAUUGUAAGUUGCGUUGGUUAAAAGCAUCUGCAAAAUACUGUAACUGUAAAUGUUUUAUCUGUAAACACUGAAAAGCGGACUAAUUACAACAUUAAUUA
Molecule: messenger RNA, 1359 nt
Organism: Trichomycterus rosablanca
Lineage: Eukaryota; Metazoa; Chordata; Actinopteri; Siluriformes; Trichomycteridae
Gene: mgme1
Product: mitochondrial genome maintenance exonuclease 1
Exons: 4
Coding region: 125-1144 (339 amino acids)
Biological process (GO): mitochondrial DNA replication
Cellular component (GO): mitochondrion
Molecular function (GO): single-stranded DNA exodeoxyribonuclease activity
Source: RefSeq, a predicted model, not a curated record